GUAGGUGAGAAGGGACCGCGGAGCGGCCAGAGAGAGGUUGCAAUCUUCCCGGAUUUGGAGACCCUGCCCUGAAUCCCGCAGUGAGACUUUGCGCCCUCUCGCUGCACCUGUUGCAGUGACCGGUAGCUGAUAGCUCUCUUGGUACGGUGAUUUAAGGAGAAUUAUAAAGGAAAGAAAUAAAAUAAAUCAUGUCAGAGAUACUUGACCUUUCUUUUCUGUCUGAAGUGGAAAGAGAUUUGAUUCUCAGUGUUCUACAGAGAGAUGAAGAACUCCGGAAAGCAGAUGAGAAAAGAAUUAGACGACUGAAGAAUGAGUUACUGGAGAUAAAAAGGAAAGGGGCCAAAAGAGGCAGCCAGCACUAUAGUGACCGAACCUGUGCUCGGUGCCAGGAGAGUCUGGGCCGUUUGACUCCUAAGACUAACACUUGCCGGGGUUGUAAUCAUCUCAUUUGUCGGGACUGCCGUAUUCAGGAGAGCAAUGGUAUCUGGAGGUGCAAAGUGUGUGCCAAGGAAAUAGAGCUGAAAAUGGCAACUGGAGACUGGUUUUAUGACCAGAAAGUGAAUCGUUUUGCUUACCGCACAGGCAGUGAGAUCAUUAGGAUGUCUCUGCGUCGCAAAACUGCAGUGAAUAAGAGAGAAAUGGUGGGACAGUCUCUCCUUCACCAGUCAGAGGUGGGCAUUAUCUGGCCAGGAAGAAAGAUCAUCCAGGAACAACAGAAGGAGCCCAGUGUGCCAUUUGAAGUGCCCAAGCUGAAAAGUGGAAAGUAUACAUUGGAGGCUGAGAGUGAGAGUCUAGAUAGCUACACAGCUGACUCAGAUAGCACAUCCAGGAGAGACUCUUUGGACAAAUCUGGUCUUUUUCCAGAAUGGAAGAAGAUGUCUGCCCCUAAAUCUCAGGUAGAAAAGGAAACUCAGUCUGGGUAUCAAAAUGUAGUAUCUGUUGAUGAAGAUGAAAUGAUAUUCAAGAAGAACACUAGAAAGAUACUCAGGCCUUCAGAAUAUACCAAAUCUGUAAUUGAUCUUCGCCCAGAAGAUGUGGGGCAUGAAAGUGGUUCUUUGGGAGAUAGAAGUAAAUCAGUCCCAGGUCUCAAUAUGAAUAAGGAAGAAGAAGAGGAAGAGGAAGAAGAAGAUAUUGACCAUCUGGUGAAGUUACAUAGACAGAAGCUGGCCAGAAGCAGCAUGAGAAGUGGCUCCUCUAUGAGUACAAUCGGCAGCAUGAUGAGCAUCUACAGUGAAGCUGGUGAUUUUGGGAACAUCUUUGUGACUGGCAGGAUUGCCUUUUCUCUGAAGUAUGAGCAACAAAUGCAGACUCUGGUCAUCCAUGUGAAGGAGUGCCACCAACUGGCUUAUGCUGAUGAAGCCAAGAAGCGCUGUAACCCUUAUGUGAAGACUUACCUUUUGCCUGACAAGUCCCGCCAAGGAAAAAGGAAAACCAGUAUUAAGCGGGACACUGUAAAUCCACUGUAUGAUGAAAUCCUCAGAUAUGAGAUCUCAGAGUCUCUUCUGGCCCAGAGGAUCUUGCAGUUCUCUGUUUGGCACCAUGGUCGUUUUGGCAGAAACACUUUUCUUGGAGAGGCAGAAAUCCAGAUGGAUUCCUGGAAACUUGAUAAGAAACUGGAUCAUUGUCUCCCUUUACAUGGAAAGAUCAGUGCUGAGUCCCCGACUGGCUUGCCAUCACACAAAGGCGAGUUGGUGGUUUCAUUGAAAUACAUCCCAGCCUCCAAACUACCUGUUGGAGGUGACCGGAAAAAGAGUAAAGGUGGGGAAGGGGGAGAGCUCCAGGUGUGGAUCAAAGAAGCCAAGAACCUGACAGCUGCCAAAUCAGGAGGGACUUCAGACAGCUUUGUCAAGGGAUACCUCCUUCCUAUGAGGAACAAGGCCAGUAAGCGUAAAACUCCAGUGAUGAAGAAGACCCUGAAUCCCCACUACAAUCACACAUUUGUCUACAAUGGUAUAAGGCUGGAAGAUCUGCAACACAUGUGCCUGGAACUGACUGUGUGGGACCGGGAACCCCUGGCCAGCAAUGACUUCCUGGGAGGGGUCAGGCUGGGUUUUGGCACUGGGAUCAGUAAUGGGGAAGUAGUGGACUGGAUGGACUCGACUGGGGAAGAAGUGAGCCUGUGGCAGAAGAUGCGACAGUACCCAGGGUCUUGGGCAGAAGGGACUCUGCAACUCCGUUCCUCGAUGGCCAAGCAGAAGCUGGGCUUGUGAGUCCUUGUGUUUCUCUGAAGGUCCAGCCCUGGCCAGGGCAAGUCAGAGGAUGUGAAGAAACUAAAAGAAAACAUUUAUAAUUUAAUAUGUGCAUGAUGUAUGUAUGUGUACAAAUAUGAAUUUCUAUAAGUUCUUAUGCAAGAGUGAUGCAGACUUGUUCCUCCUUUUAAAGCAGGCUCAAAAACUGAUCUUUCUAGGAUUUUAUUUAUGCACAACCUAGUACUUUUCAAGUGUUCAUUCUUAUAUCUUUAUGAGGUUUUAACUUAAAAUAUUUUUAAAACUUUUUAUCUCUUAUUUUCCUAUCCUGUUACUACUUGUCCAGAAAGGCGAGUUAUCUUUGACAUUUAUACUGGUCUGUAUUUCAAAAUGUGCAUGGUCUGAGGCCAAGACACUGGGAAGCAGGGUUGGGUUACUAAGAACAGAAAAGGAAAGGAAAGGUGAGUUGGUCCCCUUUUUAAAACUCCAAUACGUGCAUUCCACUUAUUUUCUAUAUUGAUACAUUUCUAGAACUUGUCUUUUAACCUGUUUUUAUGCAAUUUCUACCUUUGUUUAAAUAUAGUUAUUUUCUUUGAAAUGAUAAAAAACAAACAAACAAAAACUAAGUUCCAUCUGGCUCUUAAUCACCUUCAGUAGACAUUUUGGGGACCCUUAGAAUGCAGCUGAUUUAGAAAAAUAAAAACUUUAAUUAGGUGAUAGCUUUCUGACUAAGUCAGAGGUAUGUCUAACCACAGCUUCUGGUUAGUCCCAGUGGACCUGAGUUAGUGAACUUGAAGUCUGUCCUAGCUUGUGUUGAUCAUUUUAAAUUAGUAAUUGUUGUAGUUGGAGAGCUCCUCAUCUCUCUAGUAAAAGAUGAGACAUAUUCAUUCUCAUGUGCCACACCAUUCUUAAUGCUUGUGCACACAAUAUGUUACCAUAUAGGAUAUGGUAUACAUAUCAUUCUAUAGACAUAGCCAAGUGCUGUCAUAAUUGGCCCGGUGUUCCCCCUGGAUAGGCACCAUUAGUGGUCUGAGAGAAUGUGUUCAGAGAAUCUCCCAGUUACCUAAAUUCUAUUUUGAAAGGGUCUCAGUUCCUAUGUUUUUUUUAAGUUUCCUAAUAUGAUCUAGCUAUAAUGUGGGAGUGGUUGAAACCUUUCUAGAAAGGAAUAAGUGACCUAAGAGUCAUGUGAAACUGUUCAAACUGAUGUUUUCAUCUAUACAUUUAAAUUUGUUUGGAAAAGAAAAUAUGUAUCAGAGAAGAAGUCUCUUUUAAUAUAGUCAGCUGUUAAUUAAUUCUUCCAUAAAUCUACUGAAUUGAGAGCAAUUCUGAUUCAUAAUGUGUGAACUGGGUGAGCAGUGUUUUAAUUUUAAAUAGGAUUUUUUGGGGAUGGAUUGUUAUUGUAAUGGAAGGUUAACUUGAGUCCUAGGUUAUAAUUUUUUUUUUGCCCAGUACUCCCUGAAAUGUAUGUGUGCUUCAAUAAAGCUUUCUCAUUUGUCAAA
Messenger RNA from Erinaceus europaeus (western European hedgehog), 3685 nucleotides. It is a transcript of the gene SYTL4, whose product is annotated as synaptotagmin like 4. The record is from RefSeq and is a predicted model, not a curated record. Gene Ontology annotation, biological process: exocytosis; intracellular protein transport. The coding region runs from base 189 to 2210 and encodes 673 amino acids. Gene Ontology annotation, molecular function: small GTPase binding; neurexin family protein binding; phospholipid binding. Gene Ontology annotation, cellular component: exocytic vesicle; plasma membrane. The transcript is spliced from 17 exons. NCBI's taxonomy places the organism in Eukaryota, Metazoa, Chordata, Mammalia, Eulipotyphla, Erinaceidae.